Wallemia ichthyophaga EXF-994 is the source of this 738-nucleotide messenger RNA. RefSeq names its product Abhydrolase domain-containing protein C22H12.03. Lineage: Eukaryota; Fungi; Basidiomycota; Wallemiomycetes; Wallemiales; Wallemiaceae. Gene Ontology annotation, cellular component: mitochondrion. The record is from RefSeq and is a predicted model, not a curated record. The transcript has a single exon. The coding region runs from base 1 to 738 and encodes 245 amino acids.
AUGGGAUCCAAGCAGAACUGGCGGACGUUGGCGCGUAACAUGGCAACCAAAACGCACAGCUCCAUCUACACGCUCGAUUUGCGCAACCACGGCACUUCUCCACACGCAACGCCUCACGACUACGCUCACAUGGCAGCGGAUGUAUCUCAAUUCAUCGAAUCGCACAACCUCCACAACGUCACCCUCCUCGGACAUUCGAUGGGCGGUAAAGUCGUGAUGGCGUUAGCGCUAGCACAGCCGCAUCUCCUCCGUCGUCUCAUCGUCGCUGAUAUGUCGCCGCAGAGAGCAUCCAUAUCGGAAGAGUUCCUCGCUUAUACGCAGACUAUGGUAGACAUCGAACACGCUAACGUGCGUUCCAAGAAGGAGGCUGACGAGAUGCUCAAAAAGGUCGAAAGCAAUAUGGCUAUAAGACAAUUCCUUCUCACUAACGCGGAGAUGAAUAAGGAUACUGGCUUCUACAAAUUCAGAAUCCCUGUCGAUAUCCUCCGCGAUUCUAUAGACGCUAUCGGUGACUUCCCUUUCGGCGAGCAGAGCAAUGCAGUGUUUGAUAAACCUACAACUUUUAUCAAGGGCGAGCAUAGCAGUUAUCUCAACCACAAGAAUAUCCCACUCGCCAAGCGCUUCUUCCCCAAUAUGCAGCUACAUACACUCAACGCUGGCCACUUUGUGCACACGGAGAAACCUGCUGACUUUGUCGAGCUGGUGCGGGAAGCUGUUGAGAAUGACCGGGCGUUGUAA